Molecule: messenger RNA, 1175 nt
Organism: Pelobates fuscus (common spadefoot toad)
Lineage: Eukaryota; Metazoa; Chordata; Amphibia; Anura; Pelobatidae
Product: retinol dehydrogenase 13-like
Exons: 7
Coding region: 101-1096 (331 amino acids)
Biological process (GO): retinal metabolic process
Cellular component (GO): mitochondrial inner membrane
Molecular function (GO): all-trans-retinol dehydrogenase (NADP+) activity
Source: RefSeq, a predicted model, not a curated record
AAAGAAAAGAAAAAAAGUAGUUCCUGCAGCAUGUAGCCUUCAUUGUGACCUCCUGCAUUGGUGAUAAGGGCAGAUACAGUGCUCCUAGUUUACAUCCACUAUGUUGACAAAUAAGUAUGUAGUUGCUGCCUCUGUGGUUGGGACAGUGCUGGGGGGAGGAAUCCUGCUAAAGGAUUACAUGCGCAGUGACAACGGCCCCAGUAAAGCAAUGAUAACUGGCAAGACUGUGAUAGUAACUGGGGCAAAUACAGGAAUCGGCAAAGAAACCGCCAUGGAUUUGGCAAGAAGAGGAGGAAAGGUUAUUAUGGCCUGUCGAGAUAUGGGGAAGUGUGAAAAUGCUGCCAGAGAAGUACGUGGUCAAACACUAAAUCACAAUGUGUAUGCUAAACAUCUGGAUCUCGCAUCUACUAAAUCCAUCAAAGAAUUUGCCAGAAGUAUACGGAAAGAAGAAGAACACGUGGACAUUCUUAUUAACAAUGCUGCAGUAAUGAGAUGUCCUAACUGGAAGACAGAAGACAACUUUGAAAUGCAGUUUGGUGUCAACCACUUGGGUCAUUUUCUCCUAACUAACCUGCUCCUUGAAAAGAUGAAGAGAUCAGUAAAUUCCCGUAUAAUAAACGUGUCUUCUUUGGCACACAUAGCGGGAGAGAUUGACUUUGAUGAUUUGAACUGGGAAAAAAAGAAGUACAACACAAAAGCAGCUUAUUGCCAAAGUAAGCUUGCUAACGUCCUGUUUACAAAUGAGUUAGCAAAAAGGCUGCAAGGUACAGGAGUAACGGCCAACUCCCUACACCCAGGGGUUGCAGAUACUGAGCUGGGAAGACAUACAGGAAUGCAUAAAUCUACAUUCUCCAGCACAGUGCUAGCGCCUCUGUUUUGGUUCCUGGUAAAAUCACCCAAAGAAGCAGCCCAGCCCAGCAUCUAUUUGGCUGUGAAUGAGGAAAUGGCAGGCAUAUCUGGGAAAUAUUUCAAUGGCUUGAAGGAAAAAGAGCCAGCUCCACAGGCUUUGGACGAAGAGACUGCAAGGAGGCUCUGGGUAGAAAGUGCCAAACUGGUGCAUCUUGAUGAUGCAUUAAAGGAAUGUGAAGCACAAUAGGACUUUAAAUCAAACCUAGCAAAUUACCUUCAGUGAAGGCUUGUAGCUGUUUUAAUAUUUACAAAAAAAAAUAAAUAAA